Messenger RNA from Aspergillus wentii DTO 134E9, 1070 nucleotides. Its product is annotated as YdcF family protein. The transcript has a single exon. The record is from RefSeq and is a predicted model, not a curated record. Gene Ontology annotation, cellular component: plasma membrane. The coding region runs from base 96 to 902 and encodes 268 amino acids. Lineage: Eukaryota; Fungi; Ascomycota; Eurotiomycetes; Eurotiales; Aspergillaceae.
CGGUGGGGUACUCUGAUUGGACAUCGGAUCCACCGGAAGGCCUACUCUUUCCAGUAAGACCCUCCGACUGCUUCACUUCUCACCCCAACUUCCACAUGGACUCAAGCCAAACAACAAUGCAAGCAGGUACAAAGACAGUCGAGGAUAUCAACACCGUAUCCGAAUACCUCAGCAAUCCUGAUCUAUCUACCCUCUCUGCAGCUGAUUGCAUCGUCAUCUGCGCUUCUGCCAUUCUCCACCAGGCUGAAAAUUUAUUCCAAAGCCUUCAAACCAAUCCAUCUCUCACCAAAUGCCUGGUUCUAUGCGGUGGGAUUGGCCACUCAACCCAUUAUAUCCAUGAGGCUGUUGCCAAUCAUCCCAUAUUCUCGCGCAUCGCUGGCGAUGUCAUCGGCCUGUCUGAAGCGCGCGUACUAGAGAAAAUCCUCAAUGAGUUCUUCGAUACAGACACCAUCACCAGUCACGGCUGUCAAAUUCUAGUCGAAGACAAAUCAACAAACUGUGGCCUCAACGCCUCUCUAUCUCGAAAUGUCCUCGAUAAGGCAGGCAUCCAUCCAACCACAUGCAUCAUCAUCCAAGAUCCCACCAUGAUGCGUCGGACCAUCGCUUCUUUCAAGAAAGCGUAUGAAGAUGUCAUUCAUAUUCCUGAAUUCAUCGGAUACCCAGUCUUCGUUCCGCGUAUGACAGUAAAAGAUGUAGUUUUGGCGUAUGAUGACUCAAUACCAACAGCUUUAUGGCCGCAGAGUCGGUUUCUUGAGUUACUUAUUGGGGAAAUUCCACGACUUCGAGAUGAUGAGAAUGGAUAUGGUCCGAAUGGAAAAGGAUUUAUUCCCCAUGUUGAAGUUCCACAUAGAGUUGAGGAGGCGUGGAUGCGACUGCGGGGUGUUUCAGAUGCUACGAGAUAAGUCUAUGGAACAGACCAGUUCUGCUUGUCUGUUUAGAUAUUGUAUCUUAAAAUUAUGUUGAUAUGAAGCUCAAAUGUAGGACAUAGUUCGCUAAAUACUAUACUUUUCCUUUCAUAUCAGGCUAAAAUUAAGGGAAGUAUUAUGGUUGUCAUUAAAUAAAGCCAAGAG